UUAUAUAAUUUUCAGUUGUCAGUUCGUUUAGAUACUGAAAGUAAUUGUUUAUUGGGGAUACGCUUCUGAAAUAAAUUAUUUAAAAUAUUGGAAAACAGGAAAAAAUUAAAAAAUCAGUCUAAUUUUAUUUUUAGUUUAUUUUGUAUUUCGUUUCUACAUUGCAAGUAUGUGUUCUCAUGGGUUCUUUUAUUCCUCCAACGGAGAUAUUAAUAUUUAUAACACUGGUGAAGACAACCCCAAUCUAAAUUUAAAUCGUAGCCGUUCUUCAACAACAAGUCAGGGAGCUAGAUACGUUGUUAUAAAUGAAGUCAUGGGCAACAACUAUUCCAUGGAUAUAGUAAGUGUAGAUCAGAUUCCAAGAGUGCUCGGUAACAGCCAAAUCAAUGGUAUUGUAAGAGUACCAGAGGCUGAAUCACAAUCUGAUUUUGAUCGUUCCAACAAUAUUUCUGGCCCUUUUCCCAUCGUAACUUAUUCGGAAGUAUUACAAAGUACCAGACGUUCACGCAGCACUCGGCAACAUCGUUCGCAUCCAUAUCGUAGAAAUGCUCGCAGAUCGCAAGGAAUAGAAUAUGUUGCCAACGAACGGCCACAAUACGAACAAAUUAGAGCCGUCCCAGAGGAAGAUGUUGAAGAAAAUCAAAUGGAAUUGGGUAAUGUGAUUGAACCUUCAUCCAGCAUUUAUCAACCAAUGGACUAAUUUAGUUACUCAGUGCGAAAGAACAUUGCCAUUCAGAAGAACAUUGAUAUGAAAAUAGAUUUUAUGAUUUUUUAAAAUUAGUUUUAUUUUAUAUUGCACGUUGAGU
Messenger RNA from Teleopsis dalmanni, 803 nucleotides. RefSeq lists its product as uncharacterized. Lineage: Eukaryota; Metazoa; Arthropoda; Insecta; Diptera; Diopsidae. Bases 167 to 697 code for a protein of 176 amino acids. The transcript has 3 exons. The record is from RefSeq and is a predicted model, not a curated record.